CUUAUAAUUUAUGUUGCAGGCGAACCUAAUAUACGUACCCUAAAAGCCAUGCGCGUAAGGUGAGGAGAACCCGCGACGUCUGGGGCCCUCAAAUUUUCUGUUUUACAUUUAUUAUUGUGAACGAACAAAUCAAUUUUUUUUGUUUUAGGUACUGGAAAGGCUGGCAUUGAAUUUGCUGAUAUGUAUUGAUGCUGCAUUUGCAACCUCUUUUGGUUGAAGAAAUUGAUCGCUUACUUUGAAGACUACCAAACGGUACGUUUUGUUGGGAGGCUGCGCUUUUCUUCUUAAAAUUAAGGUUUUUGCUGUUUAGUGUUUGGAAUGUAGUCAGAAAAUGUGUUGGCGGGAAAAGAGUUUCCGAUGAAAAUUUGGCAAAUUUGAAGAGGGAAGAAUUUGUCGAGCAGAUCUAUGGAAGAAGACUUUGCCGUAUUAUUCGAGCUUUGAGAAGACCAGGGAAAACCUAGGAUCAUUCUAUUGCCUUUGGUUUAAAAAAAGGGAUAGUAAAUCUUCUUUUGUUGUUGUGGAAGUCGUUCUUGCAAGCUCUGGAGUUUAUAUAGGAAGGCCUGUGAAGGGAAGUCCUGUGAGCGGGAAAACUGGUAUUAUUAAGGAGUAGGAAGUAGAUUGUCUUCAGGGGAGAAGAAGGCGUUGUCAUUUUUGCUCUGUUGAAGCUCAAAAAGAAGUUGGGGUUUUUCUUUGUAUUAGCUUAGUUAAAAUUCAGAACAAAGAUAUGGUUUGCUAUUUGCUUGUUUGAAGCUCAAAGAGAAGUUAGGAUUUGAUAUUUGCUGGUUCGGAGCCUCUCAAAGGGAAAUACAUGUUUUAUUAUUUGCUUAUGUAAAGCUCAAACGAAAGGUAGGGCUUGCAUUUGUGGUUAUUUAGUGAAGUUGCAUGUAAGAGCGUUGGAAUUUUCAAAGAAAAGGAAAAGAAGAAAGAAUAUAUUUUUCACUGAAAAACCGGCAUCUUUUGAGGAUGAGAUUGAUUCAGGGAAGAAGAGUUAAGUGUGAAAUUUGUCUAUUUAAAGGUCCGAGGAAAUAGCGAAGCAUGAGCGUUUUUUGUGGUUACUUAGUAAAGCCGUGUUUGAGAGCUCUGGAGUUAUCAAAGAAAAGGUAAGAAUGAAGAGCUUUCAGUGAAAAAUUGACAUUCUUUGAGAACUAGAUCAUUUACAGAAAAGAAGAGUUUACUUGCAAAUUUAAAGUUAAAAGGAAAAGUUACGGUUUGUUUUUGUUGUUGUUUAGUGAAGUUGUACUCUGAAAAUCCGGACUUUGACAAUGAAAAUGUGAUACGGAAGAAAUUCAUUGGAAACUGUCCUUAUUUAAGAAGGAAGAGAUCGAUAAUUUACAGGGAAGAAAGAGUUUGGCGUAACUUUUGUUUGUUUAAGGAAGGCUAGGGUUCACAUUUGCGGUUAUCUCUUGAUUUUGCAUUUGUAACCGUUGAAGUUGUCAAAAGAAACACAAGGAGAAAAGAGUUUUCAGUGAAAAGCGUUAUUCUUCAAAGAGGAUGAAAUAGGAUCAUUCAGAGUGAAGGAAGAAUUGGUACAACCAUUGUUUGUUUCAGCUUUAGAUAAGGGAGGCUUAAAGUCACAUUUGCAAGCUCUUCAAUUUCCGAAGAUAACAUGGGAAGGUUAUUUCUUUUGAUGAAAAAUUCGUAAUCAUUAAAACAGAAGAAGAAUUUACAGUAAAUUAUGCCUCGCUAGAGAUGAAGGUAAAGCUAUGGUUUAUUUCGCCGGUUAUUUAUGAAUUUGCAUCUUUUAAAGUGGGAUGGGAAGGGUUUCUGAUAAUGAACUUGCAGUCUGAGGAAGAAAAUUGGUAGCCGACACAGGACAAGAGUUUACUGUAGAUUUCACCUAUCCAGAGAUAAGAGGGAAAGCUAGGGUUCUUUAUUCAUGGUAAUAAUUGAAGUUGCUGUUUGAGCUCUUGAAUAAAAGACCAUGUACUGAGGAAGGAGUUUUGUUCACUUAAUGGCUAUCUUUAAAAGGGAAGAAGUUGGUCACGUAUAGAGAAGAAGAGUUUACUGUAAAUUUUAUCAGUUAAAAAUUUGAGGGAAAGUUGGGGUUUGUUCAUGCAGUUAUUUAGUAAAAUCUACACUUGCAAGCUCUUGCAUCUUCAAGGGAAACCUACGAAGGUAAGGUUUUCAAAUGAAGGAAAAUUAUCAAUGGCACAGCAUCAGCAAAAUAAAGUUCGUUUACAGCUGCGGAUGUCAUCUGUUUCACUUUUGUGUGUAUCAAUGCUGGCUGUGUUGGCUCUGUUAUCGAUUUUCAUGGGGCCCUUGCUUGAUCUUGACCAGUUUCCACACCCCUCUUUAGUGCAUCGCCGUUCAUUAACACUGCAGAAGAAACAACCAGAGCAUCUUCAAACAAGCUUAAGUAAUACAAGCAAUGUGCCAACUCAAGCUGAUAUCUGGAAAUCAAAGUUCUCUGAGUUUUACUAUGGUUGUAGUGAUUCAAGCACUCGUUUUGCACCUGCUGUACCUGAGAAGGAUGCUAAUGGUUAUUUGAUGAUUGCAGCCAGUGGAGGACUUAACCAACAAAGAACUGGAAUAACAGAUGCGGUGGUUGUAGCUCGGAUUUUGAAUGCCACCUUGGUGAUUCCAGAAUUGGAUCAUCACUCAUUCUGGAAAGAUAGGAGUGACUUUGCCGACAUUUUUGAUGUUGGUUGGUUUAUUUCUUCACUUCUGAGUGAUGUCACUAUUGUCAAGGAGGUUCCAGAAAAGGUUAUGCAGGAAAUUGAGAGACCAUACACGAUGCGCGUGCCCAGAAAAUCUUCGCAACAUUUCUACCAUAACCGAGUGUUGCCAAUGCUACUAAGCAGGCGAGUUGUGAAGCUGACAAAGUUUGACUACAGGCUUGCAAAUAAGCUGGAUGCUGACUUGCAAAAGCUUCGCUGCAGAGUGAACUAUCAUGCAUUGCAAUUUACAAAGCCCAUUCAGGAAAUGGGUCAAAUUCUGGUCAAUAGAAUGAGGAAUAAGAGCAGGCGUUUCCUUGCAAUUCACUUAAGGUUUGAACCCGACAUGCUUGCAUUUUCUGGGUGUUACUAUGGUGGCGGAGAAAAGGAGAGAAGAGAGUUGGGAGUGAUCCGUAAACGAUGGAAAACUUUGCCUGAGGCAAAUCCAGAAAGAGAACGUAGACAUGGGAAAUGUCCUCUCACACCGGAGGAAGUGGGCUUGAUGUUGAGGGCAUUAGGUUUUGGCAAUGAUUCAUAUAUUUAUGUGGCAUCUGGAGAAGUAUACGGAGGGGAAGAAACUUUAAAGCCUUUGAAAGCCCUUUUUCCAAACUUCUACACUAAAGACACUCUGUCAAAUUCAAGAGAGUUGGAACCAUUCUCUGCAUAUUCUUCUCGCAUGGCUGCUUUGGAUUAUAUUGUAUGUGAUCAAAGUGACGUGUUUGUAACAAACAACAAUGGUAACAUGGCAAGGAUUUUAGCUGGGAGAAGGCGGUUCUUUGGGCACAAGCGUACCAUCCGUCCAUAUGCCAAAAAGCUUAAUUCUCUGUUCUUGAACCGACAUAACAUGAGCUGGGAUACCUUUGCCAAAAAGGUACAGGCUUGCCAGAAAGGUUUCAUGGGCGAGCCUAAUGAAGCAAGGCCUGGCAGGGGUGGGUUUCAUGAAUUUCCCUCUGCUUGUAUUUGUGAGAAGCCAGAUGCUGGAGAGAAAAUUAAGGAAAUAAUUAAGCAAAGCAAGUCAAAGAAGAAACAGGCUCAAGAGAGUGCAGGAGAAACUGUGGAGCUUCAUUCAGAAAAUGGUGCAAAUGGUAGCAAUGACACAGAUCCAUUAAUGGAUGAUUCUGAAGAUGGCACUCCUCGCCAGCAACAAUUGAAUCAUGACAUGAAUUCGGAAGAGGUCACAUCCACAGAAAUCGAAGAUCCUGAGAUAGAGGAGCUUUUAUCUGAUUAGAUCAAUCCAUUUUCUUACCCAAGAGUUUAUUUAUAUCCAAUUGCUGUUGCAUACAGUAAGUUCUAUUCCUACCGUCCUUAGAUAUUAAUGGGUAGGCUUAUGGACAUGCUUAUUUGUAUAUUAAAAUGCUUUGUAACAUUAUCAAAUGCAUAAAAUUUUGAUGUUGUUUUAUGUUAUCCAAUCAUCCCAGUAAUGCCUAAGGGAUUUUUUC
Molecule: messenger RNA, 4093 nt
Organism: Cryptomeria japonica (Japanese cedar)
Lineage: Eukaryota; Viridiplantae; Streptophyta; Pinopsida; Cupressales; Cupressaceae
Product: O-fucosyltransferase 29
Exons: 10
Coding region: 2053-3882 (609 amino acids)
Source: RefSeq, a predicted model, not a curated record